This is a messenger RNA of Porites lobata, 3597 nucleotides long. Lineage: Eukaryota; Metazoa; Cnidaria; Anthozoa; Scleractinia; Poritidae. The record is from the annotation of a GenBank genome assembly.
AGGUUCGAUCGUUUAACUUCUGAAAUAUCAAGAAGUACAGCUGAAAACUCAAGCUUUAAAGAUAAGGAAAAGGAUAAACACAGUGGAUCGACCAACUCAGGAAACUUGAUUGAAACUUUCGCCUCCUGUGGGGUAUUAAAAAAGUCGUUGUAGGAUCACGGACCAAGACGUCUUCUGCCUGAAGCGGACGGAUUUGUUGCUUAUUUAUAAGCUUAAAACAUCGUGAUCACUUCUUUGAAUUCUUUGUUUACCUUCUAACGCCUUUUUUGGCGGGAAGUUACUGUUUGUAUCGACAAUGCAUUUACCUGUGGAAGCCAAGGCCCUGAUCUUUGAUUGUGAUGGAACUUUACUGGACACUAUGCCCUUACAUUGGAGCGCUUGGUGUGCUAUUUGUAGAGAAACGGGCUUGAGAUUUAAUAAGGAAAGCUUUUACGCGCUCGCGGGAGUUCCGGGUAGAGAAAUUAUCCGCAAACUUGCAAAUCAACAAGGGAUCGUUCUUGAUCCUAUGGAAGUGUACGCACGAAAGAAGGCUUUCUUUCUCAAUGGACUUAAAUCUGUCAGAGCGAUACCCUGUGUUGUUCAAUUUGCCUUGGAAGCAAGAAGAACUGGAAUACCAACCGCUGUAGCGUCUGGUAGCUCACGCGCUCAAGUUGAACAAGGUACGGUGUAGAGGAAGGUCAAGGGUGAAUCUGCUUUUCGUUUUUCAUAAAUUUUUGGCUCCUGCGCUAGAGGUUACUUCCUAAAAGGAAGUAUUCCUUCAAUUUCUUUUUAGCUUUUCCGUUUAGAAUAUUAUUUGACGAUAAUUAUUUAAACACAAGCUUUAGGGCGUAUUUACGUGUUUUACAAAGAAUCAGAUAAUUCGAUUCAAUCUCAUUGUUCUUUAGGGUUCAAAGUCCACGCCGCGAUCAUUGUCUUCUCUCUUUGGAAAGCUGCGGUUGGCUAAUCCAUAAAUAGGGAUUUGAUCAUUUGAAACAACAACCCCUAAAAGCAGUAAUGUCCAAGGGGUCCUGAGGCAAUCUCCACUCCGCCACAAUUACAAAAGAAUCAUUCUUUGCUAGUCUAUACCUUUUACUGAGUCUUUUACUAAGUGAUACAUAACCUCAGGUAGAAUACUGACAGUUACCGUAAAAUUACGAAAAUAAGCCCCUCCAUGUAUAAGCCCCUCCAAAUAUAAGCCCCCCAAAAAUCGUAACGCAAAAAAACCUCCGUUAAAUCGUCCGUCCAAAUAUAAGCCCCCCAUGGGGCUUGUACUUGGAAUUUGCCCUUGAAUACAAAGUAAAACAAAGCAAAAAUGGUAAAUUUCCUUCCCACUACAAGCUAGCCCAAUCGAUUUUGAAACGCAAAUUUCCCUCUGAUCAUAAGCCCCUCCGAAUAUUAGCCUCUCCGAAAAUAAGCCCCUUAAAAAGGGCCUUUGAAAAAUGUAAGCCCUGAGGCUUAUUUUCGGAAUUUUACGGUAUUUUGUCUAUUUUGGUGAGUAGAAUGAGGUGGAAACAACGAGAAAUUGUUUGAGUGCACUUUCACAGCUUUGCUACUUACUGGAGUACUUGCUGGCAAAAGCCCCAGCUCUGCAGGUUACAGGUUUAAGGCAGUACGGUCAACUCUUUCUUAAUGGACACCUCUAUAAAACAGACACCUCACUAAAAUGGACACCUAAAGUUGGUCCCUGCCUUUCUUUACCCCUUUCGAUUGACUCUCUAUGAGAUGUACACCUCUCUGAGAUGCACACAUAGUGCUGGAAAAGGUUUCUGUCUUAUUGAGAGUUGACAGUAGCAGUUUUAUCUAAGGAGGUUCAACUGUGAGGGAGACUACCCCUAUACCCACCCCAGCAAAAACCUGAUGCUGGAUAUAGACACUGGAGAACUCCUUCUCCCAGAUGGAUUUGUCAUUAACCAUAGAGCCAUAUUAUGUAUCUAUGUAUGAUAGUGUUCUGAUGGAAAUUUUGUAGAAGUCCUAGAGGGCUGAAUCACAAAAUCAAAUCGAUUAUACAUUUUAUUUAUACUACCAUUACUCAUUUGGAAUUCCCGGUAGAAGUCAAAAAUAUUUUUUGAAGCAAGCUCAGAAAUGUUGUAUUAUUCUAUAUUAGUGAUUUCUAUUUUAUUAAUUUUCUCUGUACAGCACUGACGGAAACUGGUAUUCGAGACCUGUUUAAUGUCAUUGUUGGAAAUGAAGACUACGAGAAUGCCAAACCCAGUCCGGAUGCCUUUCUGACAGCAGCCAACCAGCUGGGAGUGUUGCCACAAUUCUGUUGGGCCUUUGAAGACUCGUAAGUAUCUCAAACCAUUAAUAGCUCGUGAUAAAAAAAACAAAGGGAUGUUCCGUCAUUAAAACUUUGAAGAUGGAAAAUCUAAUAACUUUUUUGAUCUUAAUAUUUUAUCAUUGAUUUUAUCAUUUUAUCAUUGACCAUUUGAGAAGCUAUUAAUGCUCAAAACAGGCUCUCAUUCAUUAUGACAAAAAGUCAAAGGAUUUGUCUGUGCCUUUUCUCAUGCCACCUCAUUGUGUUUGAUAUCAAUAGUAAAAGCUGCUGUCAUGAGCCUAACAAAAAACAAACACUCACAUAAAUGUACUGCCUAUAAGUAGUAAUAAUAAUAUUGUUUACUCAGUACCCUGAUAAUAUAUUUUCCAUCAAUAUAUCAGCUAGUUAUUGUUUGUAUUAUUAAUUAAUUAAUUCAUUCAUUUAUUUGAGCAAAUCCCACGUAUUUACAUCCAAGGUAAAGAGUUUACUUUUGAACUUGUUUAUCAUACGAUUUAUCUAAUUUUUUUCAGAGACAUUGGCAUAGAGGCAAUAAAAAGAGCUGGUUUUGCCAAAUUUGUAGAUGUACGGCAUUUAGAAGGUUAUCCUGAAGAUGAUAGUAGAUGAUGAUAGUUGACUUCAAUGCAGAAGAUGAGCAUUCUUUGUUGUCUGCCUCAGAUCAAUGUCAAAUUGAAAAAAAAUACAUGCACAAUGAUGGAGAAGACUACAGAAUGCUGCAUUGUAAAAUCAGGAUAAUCUCCUGGCAUUGAGAUAUGUUAUUUCAGAGAAUACUGCCAUCAGGUUUUUAGCCAGACAUUGAAAACUGGCCGUCCAGAAGGCAUGUUUUCCCAUAACAUUAUAAGAGAACAAGUGAAUUUUCCUUGUAUUUGUUUCUAAAAUGGCCGUGCAUAAGGUGGCUGGACACCCUUCUGGCUAAAACCUUGACUGCCAUGCCAGAAGAAAUGUUUUACGUAGCAAUCAGUUUUCCUGAUUAGAAUAGAGAAAUAACAACAGUAUCAGCUUAAAAAAAAAAAACACAUUGUAAUGUGGAACACUUACUAGUGUUUCAAACCAGCCAAAUGCUGCCAGUUGGUACUUGUACUCUAAUUUUUUAUUUAUUUAUUGAAAAAUUGAACUAUUUAUUGCAAUAGUAUGAAAAGCUGAUCAUUUAGCCCAAAUCUGCGGAAAUGUUUCAUUUUAAUUUUUAAAAUUUUUAAUGUGCUACUUGUCAGAUUUUUAUGAUGUAAUAACUUUUAACUGUAAUUUAAUUUAUUUGAUAUGCUAUUCAGAACAUGUAUAAAAUAACCACUGCAUUUUCAGUAUUUUAAUUGUAACUGCUACUUGCAACUUCAGCAAGAGUAUAGGAC